AGGCCCCCACCCACAACUUGAGCUUAUGCAUGCUUGCAACCAACGUUGCUGGGAGUGAUUGACAGUGGAUCGUUUCACAAAAAACACACACCAAAGCCGGGUUCUCAGACUUGUAGUUUCUCACGUGUGUGGUUACACUUUGGCAAAAUCUCCAGCGGUGCUCAUAGGCCAUAAACUCACUGCAAUGGAGGAAGGAUCGCUUAUAUUCAAGAACGUGUCCUUCUCACUUCCAGCCGGCGGCGCAAUGCUUGUGCAGGGCGCCAAUGGAGCUGGCAAAACAUCACUACUGGACAUGAUUGUCGGCGAUUUGCCGCCAGUGGCGGGACGACUGAUAUGGGAUUCCGUCCUCUGCGAUUCUGGUGGUUUGCAACUCAAGCGCUGGGAAGCAGAGCGAUUUUGCUGGUUUGAGGAUCCUGGGUUGCCGCAAAUCACACCAAACAUUACAGUGCAGCAGCAAAUCGAGCUGUUCUCCAUCAAUAGCAACACACAUUAUAGUGCGACACAUGUGCUCAAGCUCAUGCGCCUCUGGGAAUUGCGGGAUCUCAUGACCAACAUUUUGUCAACGGGCCAACGCAAGCGCCUGGCACUAAGCAGGUUGGCACUAGUUGCUCGCCCCGUGUGGCUAUUAGACGAACCAACGUUAGGACUCGAUACGCAAUCCAUUGCCUUGCUAGAGGCCAUGAUUCGCGACCAUCGCCAGCGCGGUGGCAUGCUGAUCAUCGCCUCCCAUGCCGACAUUGCUCUCGAAAAUGCCGUGUCCUUACGCAUGUAGAGGAACCUCCCCCCCCAGUUGUUUUCAAUCACAAAACGCGAGCGAUGUUGAAUUUGUG
Molecule: messenger RNA, 830 nt
Organism: Capsaspora owczarzaki ATCC 30864
Lineage: Eukaryota; Filasterea; Ministeriida; Capsasporidae
Product: heme ABC exporter
Exons: 4
Coding region: 185-772 (195 amino acids)
Biological process (GO): cytochrome complex assembly
Molecular function (GO): transmembrane transporter activity; ATP hydrolysis activity; ATP binding
Source: RefSeq, a predicted model, not a curated record